Molecule: messenger RNA, 4301 nt
Organism: Arachis ipaensis
Lineage: Eukaryota; Viridiplantae; Streptophyta; Magnoliopsida; Fabales; Fabaceae
Source: RefSeq, a predicted model, not a curated record
UUCGCGCGAGUUUUGUACCCUUCGUUCAAAAGACCAUGCUGACGUGGCAUGCAUUAGAGAGAGGGGGGAAGAGAAAACGAGAGCGCGAUGGAGUAGUGUGUAUGUGAGAGAGAGAGAGUGAUGUGGUUCAUCUCCAAUGCCUUUGAAUCUUCUCAUUCUUCUUCUUCUUUUGAUGAAGCUUCCGAAUCAGAAUGCUUCGUUAAGGUGAAAGCUUUUCAUUAAAACUCUUAAACUUUCAGCUGAGUUUCCUAAAAAGGAUUCUCAUGCAUGAAUUUUGUUAGCGUUUUCUUCCGUCUCAAUCAACAUUCACCAUCUAGUACAGAUGCAGUAAUCCUUUGUUAUUAUUGUUUUCUAUGUGCAUAAUUAAUUUAAUUUAUUUGUUUUUAAUUCAAUUUAUGGAAUAAUUUUGCAUGAUCAUCAAUUCAAGUAGGGUUUGGAACAAUUUGAGUAUUUCGAUUGAUAAAAAUGGACAAUAGUAAUGGAUCUCCAAGCCAAAAUCGGAACUCUAGGUCUAGGAGCCCUUCUGAUCAUGCAAGAGCUCAAUCUCCAAUUCCACAUGGUGGUUCUGAUCCACAUGCACCAUCAACUCAUCAUCACCCUGCAUAUUCAUUCUCUUAUCCUCCGGGACCAUAUUCCCACAACUAUUACCCUCCACCUCCUUUAUCACCUUCUUCACACCCUUCUCUUCCACACUCACCAUGUAGCCAUAGAUAUGCAUACACCUCACUUCCUGUGUCACCCAGCCCCGGUUCUAGCUCCCCUGGUCCUCCAAUUAACCGCCCUCCGCCUCAAUUGGUUGCCUUUAACCGCCCUCUUCCGCGAUUAGACUAUCCCCUGAGUAUCGGGGGGCCAACAACUAAACGGCGGCCUCCACCACGGCUGGACUAUCCUCUGAGUCCGGGGCAAAAGUCAGCUUAUUCUCCACCUCAUUAUUAUACUUUCCCCUACCAUCAAGGUCCUAAAAGUCCAGGAGUAUCAUCACAAUCUAGUCAGAGUCCCAUUUCCAGCUCUCCUAGGAGUCCUUCUUUGGAAAAUGUUAUAUGCAAUGUUCAGAUAUCAGAUAGCAAGCUCGGUGCUCCUGCAUCACCCUCUGCUCCUGCAUCACCCCCUGCUCCUGCUGCACAAACUGGCCCUUUUGCACCACAUUUUGCGCAUUCGAAUUCAGUUCCAUUUCAUGGGAGGAAUGAUGAAUUUAAUGGUUGUUCGGAUAAAUUCUCAGGCAGGAGACGUUCUACCUCUGAUGUAGGGGAUUUAAAGACUUCGCCUAGUGUGUCUAAUGAAUCGCCACGUAACCAGAGUUUGCAGCUUGCAAGCUAUAAAGGGUCUUCUUUGAGAGCUUUGCUUCUACAUGGAAAUUUAGAUAUAUGGAUUCAUGAAGCCAAUAAUCUUCCAAAUCUAGACAUGUUCCACAGAACUUUGGGGGAUAUGUUUGGCAAAAUGCCUGGUAGUCCGGGCAAGGGCAAUACCAGCGAUCCUUAUGUGUCAAUUCGUGUAUCAAGUGCUGUGAUUGGGAGGACUUUUGUGAUUAAGAACUGUGAGGACCCCGUUUGGGAGCAGCAUUUUUGUGUUCCUGUUGCGCAUAAUGCUGCUGAAGUUAUCUUUCAUGUUAAGGACAGUGACGUCGUGGGAUCAGAACUCAUUGGUGUUGUGGCGAUUCCAGUCGAACAAAUACACUCAGGGGAAGUAAUAAAAGGGGCCUACCCGAUUUUGAAUAGUAAUGGGAAACCUGUUAAGCAAGGUGCUGUAUUGAGCCUAACCAUACAGUACACUCCAAUUGAUAAACUAGUCAUGUAUCAACAAGGAGUUGGAGCAGGUCCUGAGUAUAUCGGGGUUCCCGGCACUUAUUUUCCAUUGAGGAGAGGUGGAACUGUUACUCUAUAUCAAGAUGCUCAUGUUCCAGAUGGCUGUCUCCCUAAUUUGAUGCUUGAUAAUGAGAUGCAUUAUGUGCAUGGAAAGUGUUGGUUUGACAUAUUUCAAGCAAUAAGUCAAGCUCAACGGUUGAUAUAUAUCACGGGCUGGUCAGUAUGGCACAAAGUUCAGUUGAUUAGGGAUGCCGGCCCAACGGAAAGCCUUGGCCAUCUUUUGAGGUCUAAGUCACAGGAAGGAGUAAGAGUGCUUCUCCUUGUUUGGGAUGACCCUACAUCAAGAAACAUCCUUGGUAUACAAACGGAUGGUCUCAUGGCAACUCAUGAUGAGGAAACUCGAAAAUUUUUCAAGCAUUCUUCAGUACAAGUGCAGCUUUGUUCUCGCAAUGCAGGAAAACGACAUAGCUGGGCAAAACAAAAGGAAAUUGAAGCAAUAUAUACACAUCAUCAAAAAACUGUAAUGGUGGAUGCUGCUGCUGGAAAUGGCAAAAGAAAAAUUAUAGCAUUUGUUGGUGGACUUGAUUUGUGUGACGGGCGAUACGAUAAUCCAUACCAUCCUCUCUUUAGGACAUUGCAGACACUGCAUAAGGAUGACUAUCACAAUCCAUGUUUCGCGGGUAAUACUGGUGGUUGCCUGCGAGAGCCGUGGCAUGACUUGCACUCUAAAAUUGAUGGUCCAGCGGCUUAUGAUGUUUUGGCAAACUUUGAGGAGAGAUGGUUAAGAGCUGCAAAACCUAAAGGGGUUUCAAAGGUAAAAGGUAAUGCAUAUGAUGAUGCACUGCUUAGAUUAGAACGGAUUCAAGAUUUUUUGACUGUGAAUGAUGUUCCUAGUGUCGAUGACGAUAAUCCUGAGGCUUGGCAUGUUCAGAUAUUUCGCUCGAUUGAUUCUAAUUCUGUCAAGGGAUUUCCAAAGGAUCCAAAAAUAGCACAAAGCAUGAACUUGGUAUGCAGAAAGAAUGUGAUGAUUGACAUGAGCAUACAUGAAGCAUAUGUGAAGGCCAUCCGUUCAGCACAACAUUACAUUUAUAUAGAGAACCAAUAUUUCAUUGGAUCCUCAUUCAAUUGGAGUCAGACUCAAUAUAAGGAUCUUGGUGCUGAUAAUUUAAUUCCAAUAGAAAUUGCUUUGAAGAUUGCUGAAAAGAUUAGAGAAAAUCAGAGAUUUGCAGUGUACAUUGUUAUUCCAAUGUGGCCAGAAGGUAUUCCAACAGGGGCUGCCACCCAAAGGAUUCUAUAUUGGCAGAACAAAACAAUGCAAAAUAUGUAUCAGACAGUAUAUAAUGCUUUGGUUGAGACUGGACUUGAAACUGCAUUCUCUCCACAAGACUAUUUGAACUUUUUCUGUCUUGGCAAUCGCGAGGCCUGUGGUAUAUAUGAGAAUGUUAAUGGAACUGGAGCUCCUCCCCCAGCAAAUAGUCCACAGUACCACAAAUAUUCUAUACGACAAUGUAAGCAUCUUGAUCUUAUAUUUCUCCUUGCGGUAAAUUUUAUGUGGGUGUUUUUUUCUCUUCCUUUUUGUUUUGUUUUGCAGGCACAAAGUCGAAAUAAUGGAAGAUUCAUGAUUUAUGUUCAUUCAAAGGGUAUGAUAGUUGAUGAUGAAUAUGUGAUAAUUGGUUCUGCAAACAUCAACCAGCGCUCCAUGGACGGAGGAAGGGACACAGAGAUUGCAAUGGGAGCCUACCAACCUCAUCAUACAUGGGCAAGAAACAAUUCUGCUCCACGUGGACAGGUCCAUGGCUAUAGGAUGUCACUAUGGGCAGAACACACAGGGACAAUUGAAGAGUGCUUCUUCCAACCAGAGAGCCUUGAAUGUGUCUCAAGGGUUAGAACAAUGGGUGAACUGAAUUGGAAACAAUACUCAGCUAAAGAGGUAUCAGAAAUGAGAGGCCAUCUGAUGAAGUACCCUGUAGAUGUUGAUAGGAAGGGUAAGAUUAAACCCAUUCCUGGCUUUGAAGAGUUUCCUGAUGUUGGAGGCAAGAUUGUUGGUUCAUGCUUUGGCAUUCAGGAGAAUCUAACCAUUUAGAUUAUCACAUUCAUUCAUUCAUUCAUAAUUCCAUCAUAGUUAGGUUCCUUCUCCCAAGAGGCACUCUCUCAAUGACUAGAAUUCGGAUUAUACCCGGGAAAGGAAGUGUCUAGUGUCUAGUGUCUAGUGUGUAUCUCUACUGCUACACCAACACCACUGUUAGUUGCUAUCUUUAGUAUAAGAUCAAAUGAUUAGUGUAAAUUACAAUUAUAGAGGAUAAACCAAUUUUAAAAUGUCUUAUAAGUUGAAACAUUGUAUAGUGACAAACAAUUUUAAUCUCAUUCUUUAUUCUUUCAUGAAUACCUUACAUAUUCCUCCAAACAGUUUUGAAAUGUCUUAUAGUUAGUAUAUAUUUACUAAUAAUUUAAGAAUUAAUUAGCUAGCAAAAUUAGCAUAUGAAGCUCUAUGGUGGACCC